CCAAUAACAAGCCGGGUAGAAGCUGUUAUCGGAAUCGUUCGCGCCCUCGCAGAAUUUUCAUUUUGUACAGUCAAAACAUUUAUUUAAAAUUGAAGAAGAAAUCCUUCACAAUAUAAACAAACAGAAGUCGAGAUAUCCACAAUAUGGACGCGUGGGAGGCCAAAGAGAUCGGGCCUCUGUUGAAGCGAUUCCAGGUCAAUUGCGCGCAGCUGGAGCUGGAUUCGGGGAUCCAACAGAGCGCCUUCGAUACAUACCAACGAUUGGCGGUGGACGGUGGACUGGCUAGAAGUGGAGACGACGCCCAGGGAUGGCUCUGCUGCGCCGUAUACAGCGAACUGCAGCUAGCGAAGAUCCGGGACAUUAAGGGCGAGUUCCAAGAAACCGGGAACCGCUGCUGGAAUAUGUCGCUAACGCGUUUAUUGCGCUGCUUCAAGGUGAGCGGGUCGGUGUUCCUUCGCUGCAUGGAGCACUGGAACUGGCUGGCCCAGAACACGAAGGUUUUACAGCUGGAGGUGGAGGAGCUGCGCCGAAGGUUCAGCGUCACACUGAUCCUGUUGCAGCACUACAAGAGCAUUUUCCAGAGCCUGUUCACUCAGCCCUCCGAGGACGAGGAUGCACUUGCCUUCUACCAUUCGCUCUACGAGUUUGGCUGGCUGCUCUUCCUGGUCGUUCGCAACGAGCUGCCUGGCUUUGCCACCGAGAACCUGGUGAACGGCUGUCAGGUCCUCGUCUGCAGCAUGGACUUACUGUAUGUAAACAUGCUAGAGGUGCCAAAUUCCCCGGUUAUCCGCCGGGAUUUUCCGCGCUUACCUUCGAUGUGGGGCACCAAGUACUUUGACUCCGACAUCCUGAAAAAAUACAGCGCCUUGCAGGCCAUCGGAGCCCUGCUGCCCCAUCUGCCGGAGAGGGGGGUGCAGCAGAUGAAGAACGCCUUUUUCCAGAAGGCCCUUAUGGUGCUAUUCAUGGACCAGACGCUGCUGGGCAACGACACCCACAUGCGGGAGAUUCUCAAGGAGGGAAUGCUGGACGUCAACUUGGCUACCCUUAAUCGUAAAUACUCGAGCCAUGUGGCUGACAUAAGCGAGAUGGAUGAGAGGGUCUUGUUGUGUUGCCAGGAUGCGAAAGAGCGGAAUAAGAGCAGUCCGGAUUCCAAGAGCAGUCCACGGCCGGCCUCUUCACCAUAUAAGAAACUACUGGACCACAAGCUACCACAGAGCAUGCCCCCAAUUAUUAAAGCGCUUGGUGAAGGAGAGAACUAUGAUACCAUAGUUCACCCCGUGGAGAAGCUGCUGAUCAGGCUGGGCCAUACGUUUAGCAGUGCCGUUAAGGACCAUAUGAACGAGGAGGUGGCUGCAGAGCGAUUUCAUCUGGCUAGAGGCCUCUUCUAUAAGUUCCUGCAAAAGAUAUUGGCCUCUGAGUUGGCCCUGAAGCCCCAAUUAAAGUUGGGUAGCUUGCUGAAACAAUACACCCUGACCACAGCCCUUAUUGCCUGCUGCCUGGAGGUGGCUCUGCACAUACAUGAUGAGCAAGUCGAUCAAGUGCGGUUUCCCUUCGUCCUCGACUGCUAUUCGCUGAAUGUCUACGAUUUUCAAAAAAUAUUAGAGCUGGUGGUUCGCCACGAUGAAGGCUUGCUGGGGAGGGUGCUGGUUAGGCACCUGCACACGGUGGAGGACCAGUGUCUGGGAACACUGAUCUUUCGCGACAACUCGCAGCUGUGGCAACACUUUGGGAAGAACGAUCGGCUUCCCAGCUACCAGGAGGUCCAAACUCAGGCAGAGGACAAGGAGAACCCGUCGACCGGCGCAGGCAUCUGUCUGCGAAAGUUCUAUGCUCUGGCCCACCGACGUCUACUGGGCCUCUGCAAGAGGCUAUCACUAGUGGAUGCGUAUCCACGUAUAUGGCAUCUGGCUGAGUACUCCUUCACCCUCAAGGGCGGCGAGCUGCUGCGCCAACGCAACCUGGACCUGCUGCUACUCUGCGCCAUCCAUCUGCACGCCCGAUUGGAGGAUCUGCGUCUGAGCUUUAGCGAAAUCAUCCAAGAGUAUCGUCGCCAGCCACAUGCCCAGAGCAGCGUUUACCGGCAGGUCAGUCUGGGCAAUGGCCAGACCGUGGAUAUCAUCCGCUUUUACAACACAACGUUCGUGAGGAGUAUGGCCCGUUACGGGCUGCACCUGCGCUGCGAGCAAUCCACACCUCCCAAGUCUCUGUCGCCCUUUAGAAAGAACGUGACCGUUCUGAUGGAGACAGUGCCCAACGAGCUUCGCAUGCGAGGUAACAUAAGCGUAUCCUCGCCACCACCGCCCAAGAUCUGCCUGAGUGGAUCCUGCUCCAGCUUAGAUCUGACAGAAUCCAUCAACCGAUCUCCGAGGGUGAUAAUUAAAGAAGAGAAUUUAAAUCUGAAGCGCAGUGUCUCCAGCAACGAAAUCCAUGCUGACAAGCAGCCCAACAUCCUUCGGCGACGCACCUGCUUCCAUUGAUUCGAAUAAGUUUCACUAGACACAUUCAACACCCUGGCUGGCUACAUUUUACGAAGCUGCACUACAUACAAAAUAAUUAGUAAGAUUUCACUGAAACACGCCUCACUCAUUGUAAAUGAAUAUUCUCUACUCAAAUGAAUUCAAUCUCAAAUAAAUUAAAUGAACUUUA
Molecule: messenger RNA, 2646 nt
Organism: Drosophila kikkawai
Lineage: Eukaryota; Metazoa; Arthropoda; Insecta; Diptera; Drosophilidae
Gene: Rbf2
Product: Retinoblastoma-family protein 2
Biological process (GO): negative regulation of G1/S transition of mitotic cell cycle; cell differentiation; regulation of transcription by RNA polymerase II
Cellular component (GO): nucleus; chromatin; transcription regulator complex
Molecular function (GO): RNA polymerase II transcription regulatory region sequence-specific DNA binding
Source: RefSeq, a predicted model, not a curated record